Cornus florida is the source of this 1600-nucleotide messenger RNA. Its product is annotated as metacaspase-5. The record is from RefSeq and is a predicted model, not a curated record. Lineage: Eukaryota; Viridiplantae; Streptophyta; Magnoliopsida; Cornales; Cornaceae. Gene Ontology annotation, molecular function: cysteine-type endopeptidase activity. Bases 103 to 1359 code for a protein of 418 amino acids. The transcript has 2 exons. Gene Ontology annotation, biological process: proteolysis.
UUACAACGACUUUUUAUCUAGAGAAAGAUCGAGAGAGUGAGAGGCGAGCAGAGAAAAUCAAAGAGAGAGAGAAAGAGUGUAGAGAGAGAAAGUUGAAGAGAAAUGGGAAAGAAGGCAGUGCUGAUAGGUUGCAACUACCAGGGGACGAAGGCAGAGCUGAAGGGAUGCAUCAACGACGUGAAGAGGAUGUACGCUUGCCUUGUGGACCGGUACGGCUUCUCGGAGGACGACAUCACUGUCCUCAUAGACACCGACGACUCCUACACACAGCCCACCGGUGCCAACAUCCGCCACACUCUCACCGCUCUCAUCAGAUCGGCGGAGCCCGGCGACAUCCUAUUCGUCCACUAUAGCGGCCACGGCACCCGCCUCCCCGCCGAGACCGGCGAGGACGAUGACACCGGCUACGACGAGUGCAUCGUCCCAACUGACAUGAACCUCAUCACAGAUGACGAUUUUAGGGAGUUUGUAGACCUGGUACCAGAUGGUUGCCGUAUAACUAUUGUGUCAGAUUCGUGCCACAGCGGUGGUCUCAUUGACGAGGCUAAAGAGCAGAUUGGGGAGAGCCAUAAGAAUACUGAUGAGGAGCAGCAAUCGGGUUUUGGACUCAAAAACUUCUUGCAUCGAACCGUGGAAGAUGCAAUCGUGUCUCGUGGAAUACACCUCCCUUUAGGAUUGCGCCACCACCGUGGCCAUGACAAUGAGGAAGAUGUUUAUGACAGAGAAGUCCAAGCAGAAUAUGGUGAUCGAGGCUAUAUCAAGAGCAGAGAUCUGCCUAUUUCAACUGUUAUUGAGAUACUUAAGCAGAAAACUGGUAAGGAUGACAUUGAUGUUGGGAAGCUGCGGCCGACCCUUUUUGAUAUCUUUGGAGAAGAUUCAAGUCCUAAGGUGAAGAAGUUCAUGAAAUUCAUCGUGAACAAAAUCCAACAUGGUGAUGGUGAUGGCAAGGGUGAAGGUGGUGGUUUUUUUGGGAUGGUUGGAAACCUAGCUCAGGAGUUCCUCAAACAGAAACUUGAAAAUGAUGAGGGCUAUGCAAAACCUGCCUUGGAAACAGAAGUUGGCAGCAAGCAAGAGGUUUAUGCCGGAUCAAGCAAGCGGGCACUUCCUGACGGUGGCAUUCUGAUUAGCGGCUGUCAAACCGACCAAACUUCUGCUGAUGCUAGUCCUUCUGGCAAUGCUGACGAAGCCUAUGGAGCUCUCAGUAAUGCAAUUCAGAUCAUUAUCGCUAAAACAGAUGGUAAUGUCACUAAUGAGGUGCUCGUUUCUGAGGCCAGAAAGAUGCUCAAUAAGCAGGGUUUCACUCAGCGUCCAGGCCUCUAUUGCAGUGACCAUCAUGUGGAUGCCCCUUUUGUGUGCUGAUAUGGAAAGUCUAAAGGUGUAAAGCAUAAAGUAAUAAUUCCAGGUUUUUGUAAGUUGUGUGUGGAGUGAUUGUUUCUGGUGGAUAUUGUCUGAUAAUUUUAUAGGGUUUGUAGACUUGUGUGGAGUGCUCGUAUUGCUUUGAUGGUGGCUGAUAAUCUACUGGAGAACUUUCACUGAUUGCAAAUAAAUUUUGAUGCAGCCAUAUUGAAUGAUAAUGCAGUGUUGCGACUAUUAUUAGUUA